Messenger RNA from Drosophila subpulchrella, 189 nucleotides. RefSeq lists its product as uncharacterized. The coding region runs from base 1 to 150 and encodes 49 amino acids. The transcript has a single exon. The record is from RefSeq and is a predicted model, not a curated record. NCBI's taxonomy places the organism in Eukaryota, Metazoa, Arthropoda, Insecta, Diptera, Drosophilidae.
AUGGAUAUCUCAGUACUGGGGCUCUACCUGCUUUUCGUGUCCGUUCUGCUCCUUUUCUUGGUGCCUACUGCCGAGUCCACCAUUCUCCUGUGGGCCUGCUUAUAUCGGCUGGAAAUCUGUCCCUUUAGGACCACUACAGUCGUUGGCUAAUAAUCGGGAUGAAAGCAUCUGAAUUGUAUUUCCGAUAAA